AUAUUAUUUGAUAUAAUAAGCAAUGUUUUUUAUGUUACAUUUUAUAAAUUUAAUUGCUUGGUGCGCGGCCCAAAAACAAAAUUUUCUUUUAAUUAUCGUUGACGAUUUAAGAACUGCUUUAGGAUGUUACGGCGAUACCAGAGCAUACACACCGAAUAUAGAUCGUUUAGCAACAGAAGCUGCCAUUUUUUCUCAAGCAUUUGCUCAGCAAGCAUUAUGUGCACCAAGUAGGAAUUCAUUUUUAACAAGUCGAAGACCAGAUACGCUUCAUCUUUAUGACUUUUAUAGUUACUGGCGGAAAGAUAUUGGUAAUUUUACAACAUUGCCGCAACAUUUCAAGAAUAAUGGAUUUAUUACUAAAUCCAUAGGAAAAGUUUUUCAUCCAGGAAUUAGUUCAAACAAUUCUGAUGAUAAUCCUUAUUCAUGGUCAGAAACUCCUUUCCAUCCAUUCACAGAAAGAUAUAAAGAUGCUCCAAUAUGUCAAAUAAAUAUGCAAAUACCAGCACAAAAUCUUAUAUGUCCAGUUAAAGUUUUGUCAAUGCCAAAUAAAACAUUACCAGAUAUAGAAAUAUUAAAAGAAGCUAAAUAUUUUUUAUCUAAUCAAGCAGGAAAUCCUUUUUUUUUAGCAGUUGGAUUUCAAAAACCACAUAUACCAUUCAAAUAUCCUAAAAAAUAUUUAAAAUAUCAUCCUUUGCAAAAAUUUAAAGUACCCCAACCAUACAAAUGGUCAAAAAAUGUUAGUAGCAUAGCUUAUAAUCCAUGGAAUGAUUUAAGAAAAAGGAAAGAUGUUGCUGCUUUGAAUCUUAUUCCAUGGAAAAAAAUACCAAAAAGCUUUGCUAAAUUAAUUAUUCAAUCAUAUUAUGCAUCUGUAACAUAUAUUGAUGAUUUAAUUGGUAAAUUAAUAAAUCAAUUGAAAGUUUUAUCAAUUCGAAAAAAUACUACUAUUAUAUUAAUGUCUGAUCAUGGAUGGUCAUUAGGAGAGCAUUCAGAAUGGGCAAAAUACAGUAAUUAUGAUGUUGCUUUAAAAGUACCAUUAAUAAUAUCAAUACCUGGACUUACUUAUAAAAGAUUAAAAGAGAAAGCAAAUAAUUCAUUAGAAAAGAAUCCAUUAUUUAUAAAUUCAAUAGUUGAAUUAGUUGAUAUUUUUCCAACAAUUGCAGAUUUAGCAAAUAUUUCAAUACCUAUUUGUUCAAAUGAAACAAUGGAAAUUACUUGCAGUGAAGGAAUAUCUUUUGUGCCACUUAUACAAGCUGCUUUAAGAAAGGAGUCAAUAUUGUGGAAAGAAGCAGCAUUUGGACAAUAUCCAAGACCAAGCAUUAAACCUUCAAUACAUCCAAAUAGCGAUGAACCACGUUUAAAAGAGAUUAAAGCAAUGGGAUACACGAUAAGAACAAAUAAAUAUCGUUAUACAGCUUGGCUAUCAUUUAAAUCUGAAACUAAAUUACCAAAUUGGAAUGAUAUUAUUGCAGAGGAAUUAUAUAAUCAUAGUAAUGAUGAAGGUGAAAAUCAUAAUAUAGCAGCUCUUCAAAAAUAUAUUAAUUAAAAAAAAAUUAAAGUUUUUAUUGCAACAUGGUUGGAAAAAUAUUUUAUCAAAUAAAUCUAUAUAUUAUCUUUAAA
This is a messenger RNA of Apis florea (little honeybee), 1617 nucleotides long. It is a transcript of the gene Ids, whose product is annotated as iduronate 2-sulfatase. NCBI's taxonomy places the organism in Eukaryota, Metazoa, Arthropoda, Insecta, Hymenoptera, Apidae. Gene Ontology annotation, cellular component: cytoplasm. The record is from RefSeq and is a predicted model, not a curated record. Gene Ontology annotation, molecular function: iduronate-2-sulfatase activity.